AUGACCUUCACAUCAGAGGAAAUCGACAAAUUUGGUGCUGCAUUAAAUGACGUGAAAAAUCCACUCAAGGCAAGAUUUCGAGCAUUGUUCAUUUUGAGAAAUAUUGGAUGUGAUCGAUCAGUUGAAUGGAUUGGUGAAUGUUUGAAUGUACGUUGUUUCUUUAGCCUCAGCUAUGACCGCUGUAACCUGACUGUACAAUAUGAGAAGGUGUUUAUACAAUGAAUGGCCUCACCUUCUUCUUUUUGUAUAGUAAAGCUAAAGCUGCCAACGUUGAGACGAGAAUCUCAUACAUCUACAAAAAAUUGUUUCAGGACGAAUCUGCUCUUCUCAAGCAUGAACUUGCAUAUUGUCUUGGUCAAAUGCAAAACCCAAGUGCCAUUCCAACCCUUGUCAAAACUCUAGAAGAUGAAAAACAAGAGCCAAUGGUUCGUCAUGAAGCAGGAGAAGCACUUGGUGCAAUCGCUGAUCCCUCAGUUAAACCAAUUCUCGAAAAAUAUGCAAAAGAUUCGUGCCCUGAAGUUGCAGAAACUUGUCAAAUUGCAUUGGAAAGAGUUGAAUGGGUUGAAAAAAGUGGGGAGAAAACAAACAGUCCUUAUGAUUCUGUUGAUCCAACACCUUCUGCUUCAACUAGUGAUGUGAAGGAAUUGGCAGCGACAUUGGUGGAUAGUUCGAAAACACUUUUCGAUCGAUAUCGUGCAAUGUUCAGUCUUCGAAAUCUCAACACUGAUGAAUCUAUCAAAGCAUUAGCUCAAGGAUUAUAUUGUGAAGAUAGUGCAUUAUUUCGACAUGAGGUCGCUUAUGUUCUUGGACAAGUUCAAUCACCUGUUGCAAUUCAAGAACUCAAAGAUCGAUUGUUGCUUCCAAGUGAAAAUUGUAUGGUUCGUCAUGAAUGUGCAGAAGCUCUUGGUGCAAUUGCAACUGAAGAAUGCACUAAUAUUUUGAAGGAAUAUGUGAAUGAUGAAGAAAGAGUUGUUCGCGAAAGUUGUGAAGUUGCUCUAGAUAUGGCUGAAUAUGAAAACAGCGAUGAUCUUCAAUACGCAAAAGUUUAG
Caenorhabditis angaria is the source of this 1049-nucleotide messenger RNA. The record is from the annotation of a GenBank genome assembly. Lineage: Eukaryota; Metazoa; Nematoda; Chromadorea; Rhabditida; Rhabditidae.